UGAGUGGAUGGGUACUAGCGCUAGCAGCAAUGGGACAGGCCAAGGCGUUUCAAGCACUGUAGCGCCAGUGUAGCACACCAGCCACACACAGUCACAGCAGCUGCCCCCGUGACCUGGCCGCGCCAAGUGUGCCAUACACAUGUAUCCAACGCUUCCAUACACCCACGCGCACGUAUUGAUGCACCCCUCGUGGCCAUCUUUGGUAGCACCGUGAGCGAGUCGUGGGAGCACAGGGUGUAAAUGAUGACUGCACGAGGAAUAUUGAUGACAGUUGGAGGCCAAUCAGAUGGGUUUUAGUUAAACACAAAUCCUGAAUAUGCGGGCAUCCUCUGCUUGUCUUUGUGCGGCUACCCAGCAGGCGCUGGUUUUGUCCCCUGCAUUGGGGCGUCCUUUUAUUUGUUUCCUGAAUGUGUAAUCUGCCAAGUUGCUGCUGCCUUUAGCCCGCCCGCAGCGUCAAGGGGGUCCUUGUUCGCGUGGGCCGCCUGCUCGGUCCCGCCCUCUUGUGAACAUUAACAUACAGCUGUCCCACCGGGUGUGCCCAGAUAAACCCCCCGAGCGUCUCUCUCUCUCUCUCGCUCUCCCUCUCUCUCUCUCUGCUGCCUCUUCAUUCAGCUCGCAGCAGAUGGGCUGGGGAGACGCCUGCCUCCUGUUAUGGGAUGCCCUUUGUCACCUUACAAGGUCACUUCUCGGUCAUUGCUGGGUUGGUGUCACGUGCCCCACCUCCCGUUGGGCGAAUGGAUAGCUUGUCGGCUUGAAUAGAUGCUGCCCAUCAUCCACAGUCCUUAUGUCAGACAUCAACACACGUCUGUCUUCUCUCUGCACAUCGUAAGGAAUGCUACACCUAGCAUCCAAGGGAAAAAGACGGCUCCAAUAUGUAGCGUUAGCUUUGGCUAGCGGCCUGAGGCAUCGGGAGCCAGUGUGUGCUGAAGCUAGUUGCUAGCCUGCUAGCAGCCAGUAAGGUAGUUCUUGUCCGUCUGCUUUUCCAUCCUCUGAAGGCAGAGAAGAGAGAGACGUGUGUUCAUGUCUCACAUAAGCAUUGUGGAUAUUGACUCAUUGUGUAUGCGUACGGUAGUAGUACUGUAGCAUACAUACUUCCUGUCUUGAAGUUGAGUGAGGCAUGUCUCCCCCUUUUUUUACAACAACAUUUGAAGAUCGCAGGCAGUCAAUUAUUUGCAUUUUGUGGAUAGAAAAUAUAAUAAUGUAAUUACACCAUCCUUUCAAUGUACCCAGGAAAGAUGUUUGAUGAUGAAAAUACUGGAUGCAAGUAUUACAUCGAUGUACCUGUUACUACAUGCUCACAGCAUGGAUAGAAAACCAUGUAAGAGCUUUUUGUAGGGCUUUACAGUGGAGAUCCUGUAGGUGUCCUUUGACGUUUUUAUAUCUUAAGGUGUGUUCAUGUACCACAUAAGCAUUGUGUGCGCGCACUUUUAAUAGUACAUGCAGGUGCAUUUCUAGCUGAAAAUGAUCCUUGCAUUGUAUAACCAACCUUUCCUGGUUGGAGCAACACGCUAGCAUGAAGAUUGGAAUAUAUUGCAAGAAGUGUUGCAGGUUGCAGUCAAGUUACAUCAUUCACCUUCACCAUAAGCCUUUGAUGAAGAUAUUCCCAUUUGCCAGAGUAUUCAUCUUGCUUCGACUCUGUCUUGAUGCAUUGGGCCGCGCUGCCCCGAAGGCAAAAUGGCCCCAUUUCCAGUCAAGUCAGGCAGGUUGCCAUCAGCCGCUCCGCUGGUGGCCCAUCACGAUAACACACCUCAAGCCUUUGGUCUCACAGCCUGGCCAGCAGGCACAUCUCAGCCACAUCAAACGUAGCCUCCCCCCCCCCCCACUCUCCCCUUGGAAUUGGAUAGUCACUCAUUUCUCUCCCUCUUAUCCAUUUGUGUCAGCGCACUCUUAAACGGGGCUACAAAUACUUGGGAGGGAAGGUCGUUGAACUUGCAUCAUCUACCAUGGUUGAAGGGGCCCUAUGAUGCUCUACCACCCGUCUGCCCUAUACGUGUAGUUAGAAUGUUGGAUCCCCCUCUUCAACCAUGCUAAGUUUCAGAUCAUGAGCUUUGUGCUUUCCGAAGUGAGCCCUAAUAGAAGUUUGGGAUGGCUCAAAACGCUCGGUUGGAACGCUUGGUGAUUGCCAGCAAGAGAAAAAUAUUCUCCUAUAUCAACGGGAUUUCACAUGGGACCGUUUGUGUCGACACCAACAAUAUGAGCAAACUGUUGGAAAGGUGCGUUCAUGUCGGGGGUCUCCAACCAGUAGACCAUGCCUCCAAAGGCUUUAUUCAUUUAUCAUUCGUGUGGAAUGUGGGUACUUCUGUGAGGAUGGAAAAGGGAGGGGACCACCUUAGUGCUCCUAGAGGACUUCCCGUUUAGUCAUGCAUGGCUGGCCAACAGAAGCUCACAUGAAACAUUUGCUGAAGAAAAGGCCCAUUCUUCUCCCGCUUGGACGUCCCACCAGCAGACGGGUACUGGGGAUGCUUGGACCUGCUGCCGCCUCCUCCGGUCUGGCUCGGCAGCUGUUCUCCGGGCAGAAGAUUAUUCCUUCAAGUUGCAUGCAUGCGCACAUGAUGGCGUGCCGAUGGACGUCUCGGUAUUGUGGCAGGCUCUGGAACCGUUGAUAUCUCACACGUGUCAAAGCAUUGGACCUCCUCAAGGGACAUGGCCAUGGACGGUGACCUUGGCGGUACCUGUUUGAAAUACCAUCACAUUGCCGCCGGCCAUUUAGUCUUUAACACUUUUCGCCGUAGAAUACAGUAUAUAGUAUAUUUUUAAAGUCACCAAAAUCAAGAUAAUUGAAUGAUUUAAAAGACAAUUAUUUGUGAAGAAUGUACCAAUCCAACGUACAAUUAUGGACAAUAUCAACUAAAUAAAACCACGAUCCCUUCAAGUCCAAGUGCAGAAGAACUAAAGCGACAUACUGAUGUUGCUGCUGUUUGAAUGGCCCUGUUGCACCGGUCCUGUCCACUAGGGGGUGCUGCAAGCCGGUGCUUUGGUAGGGUUGCAGUGUGCAGAGGAAGAGGAGCUGUUGCCGCUCCUCCCCGCAUCUCCUCACUGCCUGCUCGGCGAGGCUGCUCGGCGAGGCUCCUCCUCGGUGCUCCAGCCUCCUCGUUCGCGGCCGCAUCGUCGCGCCGCUGGACGCGACUCGGCUUCUUUUCUCCGGUCGCAUCGUUCCAUGCCGUCGCUCCGGGAUUAUACCGAACGGUGACGUGCCCCCUCCCCCGAGCAUGUUCACACCAGAGGCCGGCACCAUCACCAGCACCGCCCGCUGAGACGCAUUUCACCCCGCGUGACUGAGAGCGGCACCGGACGCCUUUUCCCACCACCAUGGGGUUCUACGGCACUUUGAAGAUGAUAUUCUACAAAAUGAAGAGAAAGUUGGACCAUGGCCCAGAGGUCCGACCUUUCCCUACAGUGAAGAAGCCCAAAGGUCCCGAGUAUCCAAGCCCCACAGGACUGGUCACUUGCCCUACCACGCCCACCACAUUCGGCCACAUCAGGACCGCCAAUGGUCAGGGCCAGCAGAGGCGACGCAUCACCUCCAUCCAGCCGCCUGCCGGGCUCCAGGAAUGGCUGCGGACAUUUCAGAGCUGGACGGGGCCCGAGAAGCUGCUAGCGCUGGACGAGCUGAUUGACAGCUGCGAGCCUACGCAGGUCAAGCACAUGAUGCAGGUCAUCGAGCCGCAAUUCCAGCGAGACUUCAUCUCCCUGCUGCCCAAAGAGCUGGCUUUGUACGUGCUGUCCUUCCUGGAGCCCAAGGACCUCCUCCAAGCAGCCCAGACGUGUCGCUACUGGCGCAUCCUUGCAGAGGACAACCUGCUGUGGAGGGAGAAAUGCAGGGAAGAAGGCAUCGAUGAGCCGCUGCCCCUCAAGAAGAGGAAAAUGGUCAAGCCCGGCUUCACUCACAGCCCCUGGAAGAGUGCCUACAUUAGGCAGCACAGGAUAGACACCAACUGGCGCAGAGGAGACCUCAAAUCACCCAAGGUGCUGAAAGGUCACGACGACCAUGUGAUCACCUGCCUCCAAUUUUGUGGCAACCGCAUCGUCAGCGGGUCGGAUGACAACACGCUGAAAGUCUGGUCUGCCAUCACAGGAAAGUGUCUGCGGACGUUGGUGGGUCACACGGGCGGCGUGUGGUCAUCCCAGAUGCGCGACAACAUCAUCAUCAGCGGCUCCACGGACCGCACGCUGAAGGUCUGGAACGCAGAGACAGGAGAAUGUAUCCACACCCUCUAUGGGCAUACCUCAACCGUGCGCUGCAUGCACCUGCACGACAAACGGGUGGUCAGCGGCUCGCGGGACGCCACCCUGCGCGUGUGGGACAUCGAGACGGGCCAGUGUCUGCACGUCCUCAUGGGCCACGUGGCGGCGGUGCGCUGUGUCCAGUACGACGGCCGGCGGGUGGUCAGCGGCGCCUACGACUUCAUGGUGAAAGUGUGGGACCCCGAGACGGAGACGUGUCUCCACACGCUGCAGGGCCACACCAACAGGGUGUACUCGCUACAGUUCGACGGCAUCCACGUGGUGAGCGGCUCGCUGGACACGUCCAUCAGGGUGUGGGACGUGGAGACGGGCAACUGCAUCCACACGCUGACGGGGCACCAGUCGCUCACCAGCGGCAUGGAGCUCAAAGACAACAUCCUGGUCUCCGGCAACGCCGACUCCACCGUCAAGAUCUGGGACAUCAAGACCGGACAGUGUCUGCAGACGCUGCAAGGUCCCCACAAGCACCAGAGCGCUGUGACGUGUUUGCAGUUCAACAAGAACUUUGUGAUCACCAGCUCGGACGACGGGACGGUGAAACUGUGGGACCUGAAGACGGGCGAGUUCAUCCGCAACCUGGUGACCCUGGAGAGCGGCGGCAGCGGCGGCGUGGUGUGGCGCAUUCGCGCCUCCAACACCAAGCUGGUGUGCGCCGUGGGAAGCCGCAACGGCACGGAGGAGACCAAGCUGCUGGUGCUGGACUUUGACGUGGACAUGAAGUGAGGGGAGGACCUGCCGCUUUGGGGAGGCCGCCUGAGGCCGGAUGGCCCGACCCGUGCCGGAACGGCGCCGGGCGGGACCGGCGAGCCCGUGUGGGAGGAGGACUGAUGUACAGAGAGAUUAUUUUUGGAUAAAAAGAAAACCCAGCUGAAGCCCCGCCUUCCUCCUGCCUGCUAAAAGGAAGCGUUCAGGAAGGCCCGGAGAGGAAUUCCAACCAGGAAGAAGAAGCACCUCAAAACUCCUCCCUGUUGCUGUUCCUGUUCCCGCUCCUGCUGCUGUUCCCGUUUCUGCUCCUGCUCCUGUUCCCGUUCCUGCUCCCGACAAGACGUUUCUUCUUGCUUUUUCAAGCCCCGCCUCUUUUCCUCUUCCUCUGUGGUUGUGAAUGGCGUCCCAAAGCGCUGUCGGUCAGUCCAGUCUUUGCUUUGAGUCUGGCCCCUCCCACACCGGCAGGCCCCAGAAGCUCCACCCCCCCCUUGGCCAAACUGUACCAAUGCUGCUAGACGAAAAGGAAAGACUUGCUGUGACGUUUUAGUCCCAGGCCAAAUUCCAAAAACCAGAACAUCCUAGUUUUUUUCUGUUUGCUUUUUUGCCACUGAAACUUGAGCCAAACGUGCCUCCACGAGGCGGAGAAGACAGACGGGAGGGAGGGAGUCAGGGAGGGAGGGGCGCUUGGUGGCGUGCAUGAGUGCUAAAGGACACAUUCCUUGGGACACCACAGUCAACAAACGGUCCUUGUGUGCGUGCGUGUGUGUGUGUGUGUGUGUGUGUGUGUGUGUGUGUGUGUGUGUGCGUGAGCGUGUCCCGCUGAAAGAUGUCCCAUCACAGGCUUCUACUGAUGGACGGCGUGUCGGAGUCGCCGGAGGAAGAGAUUGAAAAGAGAUUGAAAAGAGAAAAAAGGCCAACCUUGUAGCCAAACUGUCCAGAAGUCCCAAGCCGAGCUGUGAAGAGGUUUAACACUGUAUAGUCCAAAAAACCACACACUUGCUCCUUUUCUCCCGCUCUUUAAUUUAUGGUCUGGUUGGACAAAUCAGAUUUGGAGGGGUUUUUGUUGUUGUUCAUGUAAACAAAAAGAGGAAUAGAUGAGAAAAACCUUAAAGGGAUUAUUGUGUAUUUCUUUCAUUUACUUAGAAUUUUAUUUUCUUAUAACUUAAAGUGCAAUAAAAAUGUGGGUUUUGUUUUUUUCUUUGUUUUCCAUUUCAAGCAAAUUUGUUGUCUGUUUUGUUACAUGUGAAGGAAUCUUCUAUGUCCAAUAAAGCAAAUUAUUUGGGUAA
Messenger RNA from Doryrhamphus excisus (bluestripe pipefish), 6236 nucleotides. It is a transcript of the gene fbxw7, whose product is annotated as F-box and WD repeat domain containing 7. Gene Ontology annotation, molecular function: ubiquitin binding. Gene Ontology annotation, biological process: proteasome-mediated ubiquitin-dependent protein catabolic process; ubiquitin recycling. Gene Ontology annotation, cellular component: cytoplasm; nucleus. The record is from RefSeq and is a predicted model, not a curated record. NCBI's taxonomy places the organism in Eukaryota, Metazoa, Chordata, Actinopteri, Syngnathiformes, Syngnathidae.